GCUUGUGGCACGGAGCUGUCAGUGGAGCAGCUCAGUGGUGUGUACAGUCAGGGAAGCCCUCACUCUCACACACACACACACACACACACUCUCUCACUCUCUCACGCACACACACACUCAGUAGGUCCGGUGUCUCCGGUGAGCACCGCCGCUCCGCUCUCUGCUGGCUCCACACCCCGAGUCCGAGCGCGUCUCUUCCUAAAGCAGCAGCAGCAGCAGCAGCAACACGUCCGGACCGGGGAUCGAACCAGGCUGUAGCGUUGAUCGAACACCAGCGGGGGGACAUGGCCGAUGGAAGUUUCAACGAGUCGUCCACCGGGGAAGUAGCGAAUCGCUUCGCCCGCAAAGGAGCGCUGAGGCAGAAGAACGUCCACGAGGUGAAGGACCACAAGUUCAUCGCUCGGUUCUUCAAGCAGCCGACUUUCUGCAGCCACUGCACCGACUUCAUCUGGGGAUUCGGAAAACAAGGAUUCCAGUGCCAAGUCUGCUGUUUCGUGGUCCACAAGAGGUGCCAUGAAUUGGUCACGUUCUGCUGCCCGGGGGCAGAUAAAGGGCCUGACACAGACGAUCCCAGAACGAAACACAAGUUUAAGAUCCACACCUAUGGGAGCCCCACCUUCUGUGACCACUGUGGCUCUCUGCUCUACGGCCUCAUCCACCAGGGCAUGAAAUGUGACACCUGUGACAUGAACGUCCAUAAUACGUGUGUUAUGAACGUGCCCAGCAUGUGUGGAACGGACCACACCGAGAGGAGGGGCCGUCUUUUCCUCAAGUGCGAGGUCACCGCUGAUAAGCUGCAGGUCACAGUGGGUGAAGGCAAAAACAUGAUCCCCAUGGACCCCAAUGGUCUCUCUGACCCGUAUGUCAAGCUGAAGCUCAUACCAGACCCCAAAAAUGAGACCAAGCAGAAGACCAAAACCAUCCGCUCCAACCUCAACCCCAAGUGGAACGAGUCCUUUAAGUUCAAGCUGAAACCCACAGAUAAGGACCGCAGGCUGUCGGUGGAGGUGUGGGACUGGGACCGGACCACCAGGAAUGACUUCAUGGGAGCCCUUUCUUUCGGAGUGUCCGAGCUCAUGAAGGCUCCAGUCUGUGGCUGGUAUAAGUUGCUGUGCCAGGAGGAGGGGGAAUACUACAACGUUCCCAUCUCAGAGGAGGAUGAUGGUAAUGAGGAACUGAGGCAGAAAUUUGAGGACAAAGCAGAUUGGGCAGACUCUGAUCAGAAGGCCAAACUAGGCCCAGGUAAGAAGCUGAUUGACGAGACGGACGACACCAACCCCGACCGCCUGCCAUUCAACAGCCUGGACCACGUCAAACUGGACGACUUCGCCUUCCUGGCUGUGCUGGGGAAGGGCAGCUUUGGCAAGGUCAUGCUGGCAGAGAUGAGGAACACUGAAGAGCUGUACGCCAUCAAGAUCCUGAAGAAGGACGUGGUGAUCCAGGACGACGACGUGGAAUGUACCAUGGUGGAGAAGAGAGUUCUGGCCCAACAGGACAAGCCGCCCUUCCUCACACAGCUGCACUCGUGCUUCCAGACUGUGGAUCGUCUCUACUUUGUCAUGGAGUAUGUGAAUGGGGGAGACCUCAUGUACCACAUCCAACAAGUGGGGAAGUUCAAGGAACCUCAGGCAGUGUUCUACGCAGCAGAGAUCGCUGCCGGUCUCUUCUUCCUGCACAAUAAGGGAAUUAUCUACAGGGAUCUGAAGUUGGACAAUGUGAUGCUGGACUGUGAGGGACACAUUAAGAUCGCAGACUUUGGCAUGUGCAAAGAGAAGAUUUCAGAGGGAGUGACCACGCGCACCUUCUGCGGCACUCCAGACUACAUAGCCCCAGAGAUCAUUGCAUAUCAACCAUAUGGACGCUCUGUAGACUGGUGGGCGUACGGAGUGCUGCUCUACGAAAUGCUUGCAGGACAGCCUCCAUUUGAUGGCGAGGAUGAGGAUGAGUUGUUCCAGUCUAUAAUGGAGCACAACGUGUCAUACCCCAAGUCCCUGUCCAAAGAAGCGGUCUCCAUCUGCAAAGGGCUGAUGACCAAGCACCCGUCCAAGCGCCUGGGCUGCUGCGCUGAGGGAGAGCGGGACGUCAGAGAACAUGCCUUCUUCAGACGCAUCGACUGGGAACGCCUCCAGAACCGAGAGAUACAGCCGCCCUUCAAGCCCAAAGUGUGCGGCAAAGGAGCAGAGAACUUCGACAAGUUCUUCACACGCACUCAGACCCAGCUCACACCAUCGGAUGAGCUGGUCAUCGCCAACAUCGACCAGGCCGAGUUUUCAGGGUUCUCGUUCAUCAACCCGCAGUUUGUAAAUCCGAUGCUCAACAGCGUCGAUUGAGGAAGACGAGGGAAACAUCCCGGAAGGAUCUCCCUGCCCACUGCCAACCACUUAAACCAACCGCCAAUCCAACAUCUCACCACAACUUGAUCAAGUCCCAUUUUGUGUAUUUGUUCUGUUCAUAAACAGGAACUUAAGACACGCAAAUUUGAUCUGUACAAUUAUCUUUGCCAGUAUAGUUUAUGUAGAUUAGAUGGUGUCUGGCCAUUACAAGAAAUGGUUUCCUUUAGCUUCACGACUGAUAUGUACUGUAGACCAGGUUCCCCUUCCUUAACCCUGCAGGUUACGUUGAAGGUUUCCCACAACUGGAGCCACUUUGACAGAGGAAUGUCCAGCUUUAUUUGUCUAUGCCAGUAUAUGAUUCAUUUAAGAUAUAAUAGCAUUUAAGACGUGGAUAAUUCUGUGCACAAAUUCAUCCUUACAAAUCUCAAUAGAUUAUCAUUAUAAUCCGCAUUUCUAGUUAACAGUUUGACUCUAUGUGGAUAAUCAUCCCAAUAUAGAUCUGACUGUAUGUAAUGAGUGGAAAAAGUCCCAUAUAAUGCACUGUAGUAGACGCUAUAGCCAAAUAUGAAGGACAGCUGGUGCAGGAGUUGAAACAGCCCCUUGUGAUUCAAUGGUUUCCUGAUUCAAUGUUUACAGUUUUCUUCCCCUUUGAUACAUGGUGAUGGUGUAAACAUUUUUACUUCUAGCACAAGUUGAUUCCCGCCAGUCUCAUUUUUUAAGUGUGAGUAGCAAAUCCUCUAAAGAAUGAAAAGUUCAUAUUUAAAUGAUACGAAGCCUGUAAUAGAAAAGCAAAUAUGUGAGACACAUUGAGUCGUCUUCAGUUUAUCAAAAUAAUCAUAGAGAAGAAUGAUUCAUUUCUCUCUUUCCUAGCCCUCGCUGAGCUGCAGAGUUUACACUUACAUUAUCAAUCGUUCUAUGGACACUAUGUGGACACACAUGAACCAGUUCAGUCUGUGGGCAGUGGCGGUUUGUACAAUAGGAAAUCAGAGCCAGAAAGUUUACAGUUUGUCAUGUUUGACACUAGCGAGUGUUGCCCCUGUCCCUCUCCUGCCCACGACUACAGAAUCCUACGUAUGAUCAUAAAUGUGCGAGGAAAACACUCCCGCACACUGUGUGACUUGCAGUGCUAUAAUCAUUUGUGAUAUAAAUAUAAAUAUUAUUCUCUUUAUUAGAAACCAUAUGCCUCGUGAAGAUCUAACACCAAAAUAUCACAAGUAUGUGCAAGUAAGAUAGUGUGCGGGAGUUUUUGCCACAACAUUUUGGUCACUUUACUUUUUCACCUGCAAGAGAUGUGCAAAUUAUAUUUCUGUUUUACAUUGGGAGUGUCUUAACAGAAUCAGUACAGGACAUUUUGAUGAACAGUUAUUAUAAUUUUGUUUUAGAAUAUUACAUCAACUAAUAUUAAUGUGUAUUAACCAUGCAACGUUUUCUUGCAUACAGUAUCAUGCCGUCAAGCGUAGAUGAAACAAAUGAGUCGGUUUCUUAGACACGGAAGUUGCAAAUCAAAAACUACUUAUGUCGUUUUGUUGUCCUUAGAAAAAACUUUUCCCUCAUUUUGUCAACAUAAUCAUUUAAUCUCAUGUCGAUUAGUUUUUAAUCUCCUUACACAUAUUUUUCCAUUAGAUCAGAUGAAUAUUUUAAUGUGUCUAAUAUCAGUGUAACUCCUUUGUAAAUAAUCAUGAGUUAUUUAAAAAAAAAAAAGAGUAUAAGAAAUUACAGUUUUUAUACCAACACCUGAAUGUGCUUUUAUUACAUUAAUUAGACAAACCAAUAUUUGUAUGUGUACCAAAAGAUAAUAAUAACUAAAUGACUGCGAAGGUGACACAGUACAGAUCCACCUUUGAACAACUGGAUGUCUUAAAUAAAAUCCAGAUUUAGCAAGUUGUAAAAGUAUCUGUUCGACUGGUAUUAACAGAUUUAUCAGAUUUUUUUUUUCUCCUUUUCCUUUUGAUUUAAUUAAAUUGGAUGAUAUGUAACUGCAGAUUGUGUGUUAGUUGGAUGCGUGUCUGGCUGUUGACUGUUCUUCUGUAUCUGCAUGCUGUUGGUAGGUAUCAUUCAUGCACGUGAUACGCUAAAUGCUGCAUGCUACGAAGUAUGAAACCCCAAAGAGUUCCAACCUUUAAACGAUGCUCCACUCCAAGUCAUGUGUUGUUGUUGUUUCGUCGGUCUUGAAGAAGUCGACUUCAAUUGAUAUGGAUUGCAGUGUUUUCCAAUGGUGACGCCCUUUUUCUGUGGGGAAAAGUGUCAAAAGCUGUUUGCUCGGGGGGUCGAAACUAGACUGCCUCCAUCUCAUGGCUCUUUACACACCAUGUUGUUUGUAGGUCCUAAUGAAACCUACAGGAAGACAGAGAUAAUAACAUAGUUCCACAUUGGGUGAAUUUAAAGUUGGCCGUUAGAAAUAACAGAUAAAUACCUUAAUGCUGAGUUCACACCAAACGCAAUUACAAUACGUAAAAAUUAUAUAUCCCAUCAUUUGCUUGUCUUCUGCUGGAGUUAGUAUUUUUGAACUUUUGAAAUGUGUGUCACAGGACAGGAAAUCUGCAUCGAGACUGAAGUUCACCGGUAUCACAUCCGGGCACCGACCCGAUCUAGCAGGUCAUCGAAUAGUUUCUUAAGCUGCGUGUGCACCUCUGUAUGGUGGUUGAUCCUCAAAUAGGAGCUGGUACAUCAGAUGUUUCCACAUGAGGUACAAAACAGAAACUGUACUUUCACUUUAGCCAGACGUCCUCCUCUCCACUUUUCCAGAGAACAAGCAAACAUUUAGGGCUUGUGUUCACACGCGAGUAAAGCGGCAAGAAACUCUUUGCGUUUGGUUUGAACCCACCACUACAAGGCUGAUUUCAGUUUAGAUUGUUAGUGAGUUUGAAAUAACACAACUGAUUGUAAAACCCUGAAAGUCCGAAUUCUCAGGCGGUUGUGUGAGCUGUGUGUGUUUGAGUGAAAAGUGAACAACAACAGUGAUUUUGCCAAAUAUAAAAAAAAUCCAGAUUGUGGGGAGUAAAGAGAAAGCAGAAAAGACAUAUAUCAAAUAUUAUGAAUUUAAAUAGAUACUGAUACUUUAUUCUCCUGAAACCCAGUUGCUGGCCCUAGAGCAGUGCCCUUUACAAGCCUGAUAUAUAUACAUAUUUAUAAAUACAGUAUGUGUCCUGGUUCCCUUUGCCUUUUAGGGCAGCGUAGAACAGUGAAUCCAGAUCCAUAGUGAGUUCCUAGGCCAGUGGGACCAGUUGCUCUCCAGUGUCUCAUGAAUGGGGUUUUAUGUUAUAUUCUAAAUGUUGUGUCGUUGUCGAUCUGUUAAUGUUGCCAUUGGUUUUGACUGUUUGUCCUUUUUAAUUUCUCUAGAUCCUGCUCAUGUAAUUCAGGAAUGUUUUAAAACUGAUAUAUCACAUUGGAAAACUCAUAUCUGACUGAUGUAGAUAGGAACUAUUGAAACGUAAUGUUCUCUCCAGGUGUUUUUCUUUCUAAGAGUCACGCUCUCCUGCCGUGUUUCCUGUAAUGUAAAACCUUUUGCAUGUGCCAAACCUGAAAAAUGCCAGAACCCGACAAUAGCAGCGUUGCACUAGCUGUAGUUACGUGGAUGACUCUUUGUGAGAGCUUCUCCCUGUAUGACCUGAGACCUGCAUAAAGCCACACAUGGCAUAUAACACAGUACGAGCAUGAUGCCAUGAUUAGCGUAUUAUUACUAUAUUCUCCGGUCCUGUUCAAAGUGAUGUCUUAAUAUCAUUUUAGCUUGUGGAGCAUUUAAUUUAGCACCCACAGUGAAUAUUACUUACUCGGACCUAGGUCAGCAGCAGUCUCGGGCUCCUCCGGGCCGAACUCUAACCUCCGUGUUUUCAGACUUAGUCGUCUAGAAACCAUCCCUUUAAUAGAAUCCAGGCUCCUCAUGUCUUCUUGCUUAGAUGUUUUCAGACUGUCAAGUCACAGUCAAAAAAAACAAAAAACAGAUUAAUACUCUCCCAGUGUGUGCCUUUCCCAACUCCACCCCCCUUUUAAUCCUCAUCCUCCUAACGUCUCCAUGUUGCUCCAUCACUCGACUUAAUGCGUUUUAAACACAAACAACCCUUGUUCCUUUACUCAGUUCUACUCUGUUAGUGUUUCAGCUCACCACACGUGAAUCCUCAUGAAUGUAAAUAAAAGAAUCUUUUGAAAAAAAAAAAAAAAAUCAACCUCCUCACACUUCCUUCACCUUCGUCGUGUGUGCGUGCAUCAGAAUUUUAUGCACAUUUGAUUGAUUGACACCAAUAACCUUCACAGUCUCAUCCCUGUCUGCUUGCUUUACCUUUACCUCCCUGUGCCUAUUAAUGACUGAAUGAUGAAGGUGAUGGAGACACCCGUCGGCAGUAGACAUUCAAACAAUGAACAUGUGAUGGCUCAGUGGGAGACGAUGGUGUCUCGUUUGAAGGACAACCCUCCUGUGCCUCGUCACAUUGAACCGUCCCUCCACUCGUUCGUCUCGUGCGCUCCCCCUUUCACGCCACACCUGCUCUUCCUUCCUUCCUUCAGUGCCUGGGCCCAAAGUCAAUCCCUCGUCUUAUCGGCAGUGUCCUCCUCCUUCUUUCACUCCUUCAACUCCAUCAGGCCGGGAGGGCUGUUGACUCCUCUUGAGCGAUUCACUCCACACAGUUGGCGUCACUCCUCCCUCCUCCUGCUCCUCCCCCUGUACUGAUUCACACCACAGGACAGGGAUCAGCGAAUUGAUUUUACUUUGUUUAUGUUAGUUUUGUUUGCUUCAUCCAUUUUUUUGUUAGUAAGUGAUUAGGACAUCUAAAAGAUUGUGAAGUCAAUCCUUCCAAUGUAUUGAUAUUUGAGAGAGAGAGAUAUCUUUAUGAUUGUUUUUCUCCCAAUUCAUUCAUUUCUCCUUUUCCUUAUUUAACAUAUUUCUUCUCUGUAGCAAGUCAUUACUCUCCCCUCUGUGUCCUGUUUGCUGUGAGAUGAGAGAGCUGAAGGGAGCUGCCGUCUCUGUGGCUGUACACAGAGCACAGGAUCAGCGAUGUGCAGGAAUGCCUUAUCUCCUAAACCCAAACAUCAGCGCGGUCUCCAACGCUCCUCUCUUCAUUUCAUUCAUAACCUCAGCGUCCCCUGUACGUUGUACAUAAAAUGACUUACAGUAGAUAUCUAGACUGUAAAAGAAAAAUGAUAAUGUAUUUUGCAAAUGGUGUUUGUUUUCUCUCCUCGUCAGCCUGAAAACCUUUCAAAUGAGUCUGAGCUUCUUACCCAGUAACUGAUUGUCUCAUUUGUACCUAAUGUAUGAUAAUGCUAAUAAAAAAAAGAAAAUGACA
This is a messenger RNA of Pleuronectes platessa (European plaice), 7609 nucleotides long. RefSeq names its product protein kinase C alpha type. The record is from RefSeq and is a predicted model, not a curated record. NCBI's taxonomy places the organism in Eukaryota, Metazoa, Chordata, Actinopteri, Pleuronectiformes, Pleuronectidae. Gene Ontology annotation, molecular function: ATP binding; zinc ion binding; diacylglycerol-dependent serine/threonine kinase activity. Gene Ontology annotation, biological process: protein phosphorylation. The transcript has 18 exons. The coding region runs from base 285 to 2330 and encodes 681 amino acids.